Tilletiaria anomala UBC 951 is the source of this 1066-nucleotide messenger RNA. RefSeq lists its product as uncharacterized. Bases 133 to 1017 code for a protein of 294 amino acids. Lineage: Eukaryota; Fungi; Basidiomycota; Exobasidiomycetes; Georgefischeriales; Tilletiariaceae. The record is from RefSeq and is a predicted model, not a curated record. The transcript is spliced from 3 exons.
GGCUCCAGUGGCGUCAGUUUGGCCGCGUUGUGCCGCCCAGAACCAUUGUCUUGUGUGUGUGCGCUCGCCACAACGAACUCGGCAUUGCCUCAACCCUCUGUCUCUCCCCGUCCCUCCCAUGACAUUCACACGAUGGCAACCGCAACAUCUGCACCACCUGCCGCUCAAACCGCGCCCAUCAAGAGCGUCCAGGACAACAGCGAGGCAAUCCAGAAGAUCCUCUCCGUCCCUCUGGUUGCGGAUUCUCUCAAGUAUGCACACUCCACGAUUGAGGCGCACCCGCUCAUCUCUCAAACCUACCACGCUGGCGAGAACAUCCUCAACUCAUCGCUGAAGGCCGCUGCGCCGAUUACGACUCGCUUCCAGGGCCAGCUCUCGUACGUUGACCACCUCGCGCUCCAGACCCUGCAGUUCGCGGAGUCCAAAUGGGCGUACCCCUUCCACGCCACUUCUGCUGAGCUCUACGACGCAGCAAAGGUGCCGGCCGAACAGGCUCGCUCGAUUCUCAAACCCUACACUGAGGCUCUCGAGAAGGCUUACGGGUCCCAUGUCCGCCCAGUGUACGACAAUGCGUCGAAGCAGUUCGAGGAGCUCAAGAGCCACAACGCCUAUGUCAAGCGUGCGGUCCAUAGCAUCUCUGCGUUGCAGGCUAACCUGCAAAAGACGGUCGACGGUCUGAGCGCCCGCGGCAAGGAGAAUGGCGAGAACGCCAAGAAGGAGGCGCAGAACAUCACGAAUGCUAUCUUCGGCGAGCUCGACCGCGUACGCGGCUUCGCACUGGCCCUGCCCGCAGAGAGCCGAAAGCGCUUCAGCCCAGUCCUCGAGACAUUCUCAGAUGCGUACGAGACACUGAGCAAGGAAGCCAAGAACUCUGAGCUGCCGCCCGCCCAGCGCUUCCAGAACGUGCUCAAGUACGUCCGCGAGCAGAGUCUGCCUGCCUUGCAGAAGGCCAUCGUCCACCCUGACGAGCAGCAGCCAGUAAAGGCCGCCACGGCCACGAUCAACGGCUCCAAGUAAGCGGCUUUCUGCUCAACUCUUCACUCCACUUCACAACCUCGCAUUGCAU